UAAAUUCUUAGCUUUCGCGUUUUAAAAGAUAUAUAUAUGCGUUUUUUAUAUAAUACAAUAUUUACAACACUGUUCAUGCUAAUUCGGUUUAGAGACGCUAAAAAAGGAUUGAGGAAAGUUGUUAAUAUGUGUGUGAAAAAUAUAAGAUAGGCAAAGUGUUUAUAUGAAAAUAUUGAACGUUAAAGGAAAGAAACUAACGGUUUCCAUCACUUUAGAAGUUAUUUUAUAAUAAUUAUCAACUUGAAAAAUAAAAGCAAAGAAGGAUGAUGGCUAGGCGCGGUGGCAAACGUAUACGAAUGGAUGAUCCGCCACCGGAAUAUGAAGAGCAGGGCGACCCACCAAAUGAAAGUGUUUCCGACGGUGAUAGUCCAAAUAAACGUAUGACUCGUCUUAGAGCUCGGGGUGGCGUAAGAGAUAAGCCCCCAAUUAUUGAUGACGACGAAGAUGAUUUUUUUGCCCCGGUUGUACGGAAAAGGAAACAUCCUGCUCCGAAAAAACCACCAGCGGAACGUCGUGAAAGAGUUGAGCGUCCGCGCAAAGAACACGUAGAAAAAGAACAAGAACGCAUUGACAUUGAACGAGAUGUCACAACUGAUGAAAGUAGCUUGUAUUUCAUUGUGAGACAUUCAAAAUUGCAUAUAGCAACUAUUGUUGAAGACUGGAUCGAACAAUACAAACAAAAUCGUGACUCAGCCUUGAUAGCAUUGAUGCAAUUCUUCAUUAAUGCGAGUGGGUGCAAAGGCAAAAUAUCUGAGGAUAUGCAACAUCCAAUGGAACAUACAGCUGUAAUACGUAAAAUGACUGAGGAAUUCGAUGAGGAAAGUGGUGAAUACCCUUUAAUCAUGCCAGGUCAACAAUGGAAAAAAUUUAAAAUGAAUUUUUGUGAAUUCGUACAUACCCUCGUUAAGCAUUGUCAAUAUUCCAUUAUAUAUGAUCAAUUCCUUAUGGACAAUGUAAUAUCGUUAUUGACCGGACUUUCUGACUCUCAAGUGCGGGCUUUUCGACAUACUGCUACUCUUGCGGCCAUGAAACUGAUGACAGCCUUAGUUGAUGUGGCCCUUUUGGUCUCAAAUAAUUUUGAAAAUGCCGCCAAACAAUACGAAGCUGAACGUGUUAAGUCACGUGAUCGUCGAGCUUCAGACCGUUUAGAGUCUUUAAUGGCAAAACGGGCUGAACUCGAAGAAAAUAUGGACGAAAUUAAGAAUAUGUUAACUUAUAUGUUCAAAUCAGUAUUUGUUCACCGAUACCGUGAUAAUCUUCCCGACAUACGAGCAAUAUGCAUGGCUGAGAUAGGCGUGUGGAUGGAGAAUUAUCCGCAAAACUUUCUCGAUGAUUCUUAUCUAAAAUACAUCGGUUGGACGUUGCACGAUAAAGUUGGUGAGGUACGUUUGCGGUGCUUGCAAGCCUUGCUACCUCUAUACGAUAAAGAAGAACUAAAAGGAAAAUUAGAGUUAUUUACCUCCAAAUUUAAAGAUCGUAUUGUUGCAAUGACUUUGGAUAAAGAAUUCGAGGUGGCUGUCCAUGCUGUAAAAUUAGUUAUCAGCAUUCUUAAAAUUCAUCCAGAUAUUUUGGCUGAUAAGGACUGUGAAAUUGUUUAUGAAUUAGUGUAUUCAUCUCAUCGCGGUGUUGCGCAAGCAGCUGCCGAAUUUCUAAACGUACGAUUAUUUCAUUUAACAGCAGACAUGGAAGAAACGAAAACCAAACGGGGCAAACUACGCUUACCUAAUACCCCUCUAAUAAGAGAUUUGGUACAGUUCUUUAUCGAAUCGGAAUUACAUGAACAUGGCGCCUAUUUAGUAGAUUCAUUUAUAGACAAUAAUCCAAUGGUUAAGGAUUGGGAAUGUAUGACAGAUUUAUUAUUGGAGGAGCCGGGCCCCAAUGAAGAAGUUUUGGAUAACAAGCAGGAGUCGACGUUAAUUGAAAUUAUGGUUAGUAGCGUUAAACAAUCUGCGACUGGUGAGGCACCGGUGGGUAGAGCAAGUAACCGGAAAAUUUCCUUAAGCGCGAAGGAACUGAAAGCCAUUCAGGAUGAAAAGAUACGUUUAACAGAACAUUUCGUAAUCACUUUGCCACCGCUUUUGGAAAAGUAUCAAGCUGAUAGUGAGAAAUUAACCAAUUUGUUGGCUGUGCCGCAAUACUUUGAACUGGAUAUAUAUACCACUAACAGGCAAGAAGCUAAUUUGCAGGCUCUAUUAGAUAAAAUAAGCUAUAUAAUGACAGUACAUACGGAUCGCGAUGUUUUGGAGACUUGUGCUAAAACUUUGGAAUAUUUGUGUACUGAAGGCAGUGCCACCUAUACGCGUUGCGAUGUAGCGCGUUCCAACAUAAUAGACAAUGCUGUCAAUAAGUAUAAAGAUGCAAUUGAUGAUUGGCGUAAUCUAAUAGCUGGUGAAGAAUUACCGAACGAAGACGAUAUCUAUAAUAUAACAAUUUCGUUGAAAGUGGUGUCCAUACUUUACUCUUCGCACAAUCUCAACCCAUGGAAUUUGUUUGAUUCGCUAUUUCAAGACGUAGAAGAAUGUCAAGCAAAAGAAAAUCCAGGUCGUAAUUUACCAAAUGAAGCAUUAGUUUACUGUAUAGAAGCGUGUUAUUUUUCCAUUAGCUGGGGCCUCUACUAUGUGGAAAACCAAUGCGAAAGCUCUCAAAUAACGGAAGCGGUAAAGGAACUAAGAUCAAAUUUAGAUAAAUAUAUGUCAGCUUGCUUUGAAUUAACACGCGACGGUCCCACAGAACAGAUUCAAGAAGCUGCUUAUCAAUCGAUAUGUGAUCUCUUGAUAAUAUUCUCCGAUCAACUGACGCGCAAUGAAAAUCCCAAUGUGCACACAUUGCAGUACAAAUCCACCUUGGACGAACAACUGGUGCUGAAUAAUUUUGUACAGCACUACGUGUUUGCUUUAAGACAAGAAGAUGUGCAAGAUGAAAAUCGUAUCAUGGAACUGCAUAAGAAACGCAAUUUUUUGGCGUCUUAUUGCAAGCUGGUGGUGUACAAUAUUAUACCAACAAAGAGUGCAGCUAGCAUGUUCAAAUACUACGUAAAGUGCUAUAAUGAGUACGGAGACAUCAUCAAGGCCACUUUGGGCAAAGCUCGAGAAAUUAAUAAAGUCAAUUUUGCCCUAACAUUGUUGCUGAGUCUGAUUGCAGUUUUUAAGGAUUUGCAAAAUCAGUCGGAAAAUGGUACAGUCUCCAAAAACUCACACGAAUUUAGUGAUCUAAAAGAACUAGCUAAGCGUUUUGCCUUAACAUUCGGGUUCGAUGCAAUUAAGAAUCGUGAGCCUGUCAUUGCUUUGCAUCGUGCGGGGAUUUUGUUUGCAGUGGGUGAUGUGCCAGAUGACCCUGUCGCGGCACCGACACGGCUACUCUUUUUAGAAGUACUCAAUGAAUUCAAUCACAAACUUCUAAAACAAGAUAAAAAGGUUAUAUUAAAUUUUUUGGAUCGUCGCCUAUCGCCCGCUAUGCCAUCCAGCAGAGCCGAAGAAUGGCAACCUUUGGUAUUAUAUCGUAAUUCAUUGUUACACGGAGAAACUGAUCAAGCUCCUGUAACGGCUACCAAGCGAGCCUAUGCUCGAAAGCGUCGUGGUGAUCAUGAUGAAGAAGACGACGAAGAUGACGACGAAGAAGAAAACAAUGAUCCUGAUUAUCGGGCGUAACUAUAUUAAAAUACAUAGUUUAAA
This is a messenger RNA of Glossina fuscipes, 3671 nucleotides long. It is a transcript of the gene SA1, whose product is annotated as cohesin subunit SA-1. The record is from RefSeq and is a predicted model, not a curated record. The transcript has 12 exons. Gene Ontology annotation, biological process: sister chromatid cohesion. NCBI's taxonomy places the organism in Eukaryota, Metazoa, Arthropoda, Insecta, Diptera, Glossinidae. Gene Ontology annotation, molecular function: chromatin binding. Bases 264 to 3647 code for a protein of 1127 amino acids. Gene Ontology annotation, cellular component: nucleus; cohesin complex; chromatin.